AUGGGAUCUAAGAACAUGAGAGGAUCUUCAACCUCUUCCUCUGGAAGCAAGGGUCCCAGAGACAAGAAAGAAGCUAGUCGUCAAAUCACCACACCGGAGGUCAAGGAGAUUGUUAGUCAGGGACCUAUGGUAGACAAUAGGUUAAAAUUCAAAUCUUACCAAACCGGAACGCUCAUUACUAUGAACUUCGAGCCUUUGGAUAAGCCGUACAACCCGGUCAAGGGCAAGGCAAGCAAGCUUGAUCCAAAAUCACCACCAUUUGUGCCAAAGAACACCAAGAAGUCCGGCCAGAAGGGCAACAAUCAAUAUAACAAGGGGGGGUUCUCUGCUGUUCCCGCUUCUGCACGUAAGACCGAGAAGCCGGUAAUGACACUGACGGGUACUGAAAAGCCCACACCUACUGGCAGAACCGUCGUCACCCGUGCUGAUUACAGGAACAAAGAUGUUGUCAUCGAAUCUAGCUCUGUGACUCGCAACAUCGUCCGCCUCGUAGAGGAACAGUUCGCAAAUGGCUUCAGGAGAUAUGCUCCAUCUGGAGAUUUUUCGCCCGGCAAAUACAACUUCCUGGAACAUUUGGACAAUAUGGCCAUUCGCGAAAAGGAAAACUUCUGGGGAAGUAACUAUGUGGAGAUCGUUGUGGAUAUUGGUGAGCUGAAUGUCGGUGCCGUGGGUGGUGUUAGUGUCGGUGCCAUGAAUGCUAGUGCCACGGGCGCUUCACCAUCGGUGGACACCAAGACGGAUGUUUUCACGAACGUGGAGGGAAAUGAGGGUGCAAUCGAGGAGGGUAAAGAGCACGACAAGAAGAAGCCCACGACUAUCUUUGAUAUGAUGGCGAAGCUUGGCCCGGAAUUUGUCGAGCGCACAAAGACCGUCUUUGUCACCCUGGCAUUCCCGGAGAAUGGAUUCAAGCUUCCUAUCACAGGAAGUUAUAUCCCACAAAUGGGUGGUAAUCGUCAUCGCAGCCAAGGUCCGCUCAAAGGAGCCAUCGAUUUUGACUCCAGCCCAUCCCUUGCGCACGUCAAAGCUCUCGUAGCCUACCUCCAGGGAUUCAAAUCACUCAAACGCCUGGAUAUCACUCUCCAGACACCUACCAACCAGCCAAAGCCGAUUGAAGUCCCACAACUGGAUCACUGCCUGCCAUUCUACGACCUGGUCUUUACUGACUGGAAGCUUUGGUGGAAGGCUGUGUAUAUGACCAAACCCCAUGAAGUUGAUGGUUGGCCCAUCGGACAUCUCGACAAUGAAUGGGCCAAGAUUUGCAUGCAGCGUGAAAAGGACAUCAUGGCCGUUGAACGCGCUACAUUUGUGCACAAGAGCAAGUUCUUCCCAGUCCGUUCUUAA
This is a messenger RNA of Venustampulla echinocandica, 1341 nucleotides long. RefSeq lists its product as uncharacterized. The record is from RefSeq and is a predicted model, not a curated record. The transcript has 2 exons. NCBI's taxonomy places the organism in Eukaryota, Fungi, Ascomycota, Leotiomycetes, Helotiales, Pleuroascaceae. Bases 1 to 1341 code for a protein of 446 amino acids.